This is a messenger RNA of Effrenium voratum, 3422 nucleotides long. The record is from the annotation of a GenBank genome assembly. NCBI's taxonomy places the organism in Eukaryota, Dinophyceae, Suessiales, Symbiodiniaceae.
GACGCAUGGGCCAGGCAGAGCGUGGCCUCAAACUUGGUGAAGCUCAAGAGCAGGUCCGACAUCAUCACUGCCAUGUUCAACUGCCUUCAGAACGUUGACACAGGCCGGAUUGGCUGCUCGGAGCUGCGCCGGUACGCGGUGCUGUCUGGCUUUGAGGGUGAUGCCGACGAGUGGGCCGAGGAGUAUGAAGACCUCUGUGCGGACCAGGGCUGGAGCAAGGAUACCGGCAUCAGUCGACUGGAAUUCGCCGGGCUCAUGAAAGAUGAGCAGAUGGGUUCCGACGAGGAGCUGAAAGCCAUUUUGAUGGAGCUUCGCAUGUCCCCGAAGAAGAGGCGAACUUUCGACCAAAUGUCCCAACUCGCUGGCAAGACUGCCUCCCGCAACCGCGUGGAUGUUACGGAGCUGGACAGAUCGGCUCUAGUUGCAGAGGCCUUCCGAUGUUUGGACGUGCGGCGCAAGGAGUUGCUCACCUCCCGGGAGUUUAGGCGCUAUGCGGAGCUCACCGGCUACGACGAAGGUGAGGAGUUCUGGGAAGAGCAGUACGAAGAGCUGUGCCAAGAAUACGGAUGGACGCCAGAGGUAGGAGUGGGACUUCGGGAGUUUGAGGACUUCAUCGGGGAUGAGACGAACUCAUCGGACGAGGAGCUGAGGGACUUGGUGCUGGCGCUGCAGUUCCGGCAGGACGUGGCGGCUAGGCGGCUCCGCAGCGCCGUGAGCAGGAUUAUUUGGAUGCUGCGCUAUGCUGGCAUGUCGAGGCCCAAGGGCAAGCUGAGCCGCCAGGAGAUCGACAACAUGUCGCGCAAGCAGAUGAUAGAUGCCAUCUUCGAGGCCCUGGACCGUAAGCGUCGCCAGCGUCUGGACUCCAAGUACCUCCGCCUCUUCGCCAACGCCACGGGCUUCUGCGGCGACGACGAAGACUGGACCCUGGAGUACCGAUCCAUGUGUGCCGAUGCCGGCUGGGAUGCGGACCGAGGACUAUCUUUGCAAGAGUUCCAUGAGUUUCUCAAGGAUGAAGAGAGUACCAGCAGCGAGGAGCUGCGGAUCAUGCUCUUCAACCUGCCGAGCCGCGAGAGUCUCUUGGUGGCCCCCAAGGCGGCGGAUCACCUGGGCCGCGAGGAUGUGCUCCGGGCGCUGUUCGCCGCUGGGGCGCCGAGCUUCGACUCCCUCGCCAAAUUGCUGCGAAUACCUGAGGUCCAUGGGACAGUGACCUUCGAAGAGUUCAAGGACUUAGUGGGCUCGGAGGCGCAGAAUAGCACGGCCAUCUUGCGGCAUGCCUUGAUGCAGCUGAGGAGGACGAGCCGGCGGGUCUCGGUUCAGUCGCAGGUCCUGCCGGGCCACACCUGGAGCCGGCGAUUGGGUGAUGAGGACCUGGCCAAGAUGAGCCGCCAGGAGUUGAUCGACGCCGGCUUCGCUUUGCUGGACAGCCAACACCGGCAAGAGCUGGAUGCCGGCGCCAUCAGGACCUUUGCGGAGCAGACCGGCUUUGAGGGCAGCAGCGAAGACUGGGAAGAGCAGUUUGCGGCGAUGUGCGGCCACUUUGGGUGGGAGCAGGGGCAGGGCGUGUCCAAGACGCAGUUUGCGGAGCUAGUGGAGGACGAUGAGGACAUGGAUGAUGAUGAGCUCAGGCACGUGGUGUCCCAGCUUUCCCGGCGGCGCGCCUCGCGGGUCAGCGUGUCGGCUCCCUGGCAGCGCAGGAGCCUGCAGCUCACGCAGGUGGACAAGAUGGGCAGAUCUGAGCUGGUCAACAGCCUCUUCACCAUGCUGGACGAGCACAGGAAGUCGCGGUUGGGGUCGUCGGAGCUGCACGCCUUCGCUGAAAGGACCGGCUUCGACGGGGAGGAGGAGGAGUGGACAUCUCAGUUCCAAGCUAUGGCGGAGACCUUUGGCUGGGAAGACGGCCUCGUGUCCAGGAGCCAAUUUGCCGAAUUCUUGGGAGACGAUGAGGAGCACAGCGACGACGAGCUGCGGCGGGUGCUGCUGAGCUUGCAGCUCCAACAGCGGAGAACUAGCAAGCGCGCGUCCGCGACGUCUUGGAGUCGCAGGAGCUUCGUGCAACCGGAUGCGUCGACAAUGACCCGCAGGAGCCUGGUGGACGCCAUUUUUCACUGCCUGGAUCCGGAGAACAACCAGACCCUCGAUGCCGCGGCCAUCAGAACAUACGCAGAGGAGACGGGUUUCGAGGGCAGCGACGAGGAUUGGGCCCAGCAGUUUGAGGCCAUGCGCAGCCACUUCGGCUGGAGCCAGACGGGCAUUUCCUCGCGGCAAUUCCUGGAGUUUGUGGAAGAGGAGGACGACACAGAUGACGAGGAGCUGCGCGAGGUACUGGAGCACCUUCGCGCCCGUCAGCGUCGGAGCCGCCGCAGCUCGUCCGCCGUCUCACGGAGCUCGGUGAAGUCCUGGGGACGGCGAAGCUUUGCGGAUGCUGACAUGAGCCGGCCCUCGCUGAUCGGCGCCAUCUUUCGGAAGCUGGACGCAGGGCAAGGUUUGAACUCCCAUGAGCUCCUGCGCUUCGCGCGCCUCAGCGGCUUCACAGGCGAUGACGAGGAAUGGGCGGAGCAAUUCGAGGCGAUCUGUGAGAGCUACUCCUGGAGCAACUCGGCGGCCAUCUCGCGAUCCGACUUCUUCGACUUCGUGGGAGACGAGGAGGAGAACAGCACGGCAGAGUUACGUGAAGUCUUCAAAAGCUUGCAGCAAGGUGAAGAUGAUCUCCGCGAAUCCCUGGUCAAGCGCAUCUUUGCUGUGCUCGCCGACAGCUCGAAGCUGCGGGGCGAGGGCCUGGAGCGGUUCGCGCGCCUGAGGGCCUUCGACGGAUCCAAGGCGCAGUGGCAGGAGGAGUUCCAGGCCAUGUGCCAGCACUUCAACUGGAAUCCUGCCGCCGGCAUCUCAUUGGUGCAAUUCCAGGACUUCCUGAGCGAUGAGGACGAAAACACCGACGCCGAGCUCCGCGACAUUCUGGCGAAGCUGCAGACCCCCGUCUCCGUUUCCCAGCCGAGAAGUUCUGGCUCCGGAUCCGAAUGGCGUCGCCGCAGCUUUGUGGUGAAGCUACAAGAGGAGGAGUUGCGCUCCCUUGGAAGAGAAGAACUGAUUGAUGCCAUCUUUAGCCAGCUGGACAAGAAGAAGGAGCAGAUUUUGGGGGAAUCGGAGUUGGAGACCUACGCGCGGCUCACGGGCUUCAGCGGAAGUGAGGAGGACUGGCGCCAGCAGUACGCCGAGAUGUGCUCCCACUACGGCUGGGACGACUCGGGAACCUCCCGGGAGCAAUUCUACGAACUCGUGGGCGACCCGGAUGAGACCAGCCAGGAGGAGUUGACAACGAUGCUGCUGGAGCUGAGGACAUGAAGCCACAGCUUGGCGACUCAAGCGGUGGGUCGAGUGAGACUUGUGCGCAGGUGUCCGUUGAGCUGCUCAAGAUUCAACCGCCA